CUUUCUGAUCCUAAUAUAAAGCUCCUACAGCUACUUGGCCUGAGAAGCCACCUCAGAUUCAGCCAACAGUUGCAGGUAAAGGGUGGUCUCCCCAAACAGGCUCCAAGUGGUUGCCAUCUCGUGAGAUUGUUGAUUUGCCUCUUAAGCAAGAAAUUCAUUGCAGCGCAGCAUGGCUCAGACCAGCUCAUACUUCAUGCUGAUCUCCUGCCUGAUGUUCCUGUCUCUGAGCCAAGGCCAAGAGGCCCAGACAGGGUUGCCCCAGGCCCGGAUCAGCUGCCCAGAAGGCACCAAUGCCUAUCGCUCCUACUGCUACUACUUUAAUGAAGACCGUGAGACCUGGAUUGAUGCAGAUCUCUACUGCCAGAACAUGAAUUCGGGCAACUUGGUGUCUGUGCUCACCCAGUCUGAGGGCACCUUUGUAGCCUCACUGAUUAAGGAGAGUGGCACUGAUGACUUCAAUGUCUGGAUUGGCCUCCAUGACCCCAAAAAGAACCGCCGCUGGCACUGGAGCAGUGGGUCCCUGGUCUCCUACAAAUCCUGGGACAUUGGUGCCCCAAGCAACACUAAUCCUGGCUACUGUGUGAGCCUGACCUCAAGCUCAGGAUUCAAGAGAUGGAAGGAUGUGCCUUGUGAAGACAAGUUCUCCUUUGUCUGCAAGUUCAAAAACUAGAGGCAGCUGGAAAAUGUCUAGAACUGAUCCAGCCAUUACGACAGAGUCAAAAAUUAAACCAGACCAUCUCUCCAACUCAACCUGGACACACUCUUCUCUGCUGAGUUUGCCUUGUUAAUGUUAGUACUUUUACUCACCCAAGUCUUUGGAACCCUACUAAUGAAAAUAAACACGUUUUCAUCAUA
Molecule: messenger RNA, 855 nt
Organism: Callithrix jacchus (white-tufted-ear marmoset)
Lineage: Eukaryota; Metazoa; Chordata; Mammalia; Primates; Cebidae
Product: lithostathine-1-alpha
Source: RefSeq, a predicted model, not a curated record